AUGUCAUUAGGAGCUGGUGUCUUGUGUAGAAUAGUUUUGAACAGAAGGAAAGAGGAAUCCCAAGACACGGUCCACACCAGUGUCCUACCUGACCACAAGGAACCAAGAGCAGAUGUUGGGCGAAGCUUCCUGGGCUGUGCAACUUUUAGAGUGGGUGAUCUGGUAAAGUCAAAGGAGCAGCAGUUGACCCUCACCCUCAGGACAUCUGAUGGUGGAAAGACAGUUGGUACCAUUGAAGUCAAUCUUAUGAAGAUGGGAGAGCUGGAUGAGGGGGAAACAGACCACAUCACAGCAGAUGCUCAGGAUCAAAAGUGUGCAUUGGUUCGUGAGUGUACAGCCACUGAGGGCAUAAGUGGGAAGGACAACCUGCCUUCCUUAAAUGCAGUGUUGAGAAACCCUGUUUGUAAGUUGUAUAGAUUCCCUACUUCUGACAACAAGUGGAUGCGGAUCCGGGAGCAGAUGGCUGAGACCACCCUCUCCUUCCACGUUCCUAAAGAACUAAUAAAUCUGCACAUAAAGGAGGACAUGAGAAGGAAUCAGGAGCUUAAAGACCUGGGAGAGCUUGCUCCUCACUGGGACAACAUGCGCAAAAGUGUAAUUGCUCACUGUGAUCAGUUGCUGAGCAUGUACCAGGACACUCUGGCAGAGCUUGGGAAGCAUACAGGUUCUUCCUUUAAAUCAAGCUGUAGCAAAGGAGAAAAAACACUAGAAUUCAUCCCAAUAAAUCUUCAUCUGCAAAGAAUGCAUGUGCAUAGUCCUCGAUUGAAAGAUGCUCUGUAUGAUGUUAUCACUGUGGGAGCCCCAGAAGCACAUUUCCAAGGAUUUAAGAAUGGUGGUCUCCGGAAACUGCUGAGUAAAUUUGAGGCUGAAAGACGAAACACUGGAUACCAGUGUAUUUACUAUUCACCUGAAAACACAGCCAAGGCAAAAGAAGUUCUCAGCAACAUCAGUCAUCUGCAGCCUCUCAUAUCAAGCCAUGCAGACCUGCUGCUCAGUUCUGCAAGCCAGCGUUCUCCAGACAGCUUGAAGAACUCUUUAAAGAUGCUUUCAGAAAAAACGGAGUUAUUUGUGCACACGUUCAAGGACCAGCUGGUGAGAAGUGCCCUUCUAGCGCUGUACACGGCCCGGCCUGGCUGUGUGCUCAAGAAACCAGCUGUGCCCAGGAGCAGUGCAGAGGAAGGGGCUGAUGCACAGCACCAGGACCAUCCUGCUCACGUCAAAAGGCAGGACUCCAUACCCCAUCAUUCUGAGUAUGAUGAGGAGGAGUGGGACAGGGUCUGGGCCAACGUGGCAAAGAGUUUGAACUGCCUUAUUGCCAUGGUGGACAGGCUGCUUGAAAAGGACAACAUCAGCAACAUCAAAGAGGGUGAAAAUGAGCCUUCAGCAGAAGAUUGCAAGGUGUUGCAUACAGGCGGUGACUGGUACGAGCAGCUGUACCCGCUGGUGGUCACGCUGAAGGACUGCAUGGCAGAGGUGGUGACCAGGGCCAAGCAGUCCAUGGCCUUUGUCCUGCUCCAGGAACUUGCCUGUGGCUUGCCCCAGUGCCUGAUGCUGACCCUGAGGAGAGACAUCGUCUUCAGCCAAGCACUCGCUGGAUUGGUCUGUGGUUUUGCAAUCAAAUUGCACACAGGUUUACAUGAUCAAGGAUUUUUACAACAGCUUCACACUGUUGGAUUGCUGGUGCAGUAUGAAGGACUCCUUAGCACAUACAGUGAAGAAGCAGGGAUGCUCGAAGACAUGGCUGUGGGCAUUUCAGAUUUGCAGAAAGUAAUGUUUAGAGUAAUUGAAGCCAAGUCAGAAGAUUUUUUGCCUAUUAUAAGUGGAAGGCGUGAACAUUACAUUAUAGAGGUCCAGCUCCCAGCAAAGAUGUUUGAGCUGCUGCCACAAGAGAUUAAAGAGGGAAAGCUGCUUCGCAUGUAUCCAGUGCUCUUUAAUGUUGGAAUCAAUGAGCAGCAAACACUGGCAGAGAGGUUUGGAGAUACCACUUUGCAGGAAAACAUUAACCAGGAAAACUUAGAGCUUCUCAAAGAAUAUUACAAGUUAUUUACAGAAAAAAUGCCUCCUGAUUGUUUACCACAUUUUCAAGAACAAAAUGAUUUAAAGGGAUUGCUAGAAAGUCUUCAUCAAAAUAUCCAGGCCAAAAAGAGAAAGAAUGUAGAAAUCAUGUGGCUGGCUGCAACGAUUUGCCGCAAGCUGAACGGAGUGCGCUUCACCUGCUGCAAGAGUGCCAAAGACAGGACAUCCAUGUCAGUGACGCUGGAGCAGUGCUCCAUCCUGAGGGACGAGCACCAGCUGCACAAAGACUUCUUCAUCCGGGCGCUGGAUUGCAUGAGGAGAGAAGGAUGCCGCAUAGAGAAUGUUCUGAAGAAUGUCAAAUGCAGAAAGUAUGCAUUCAACAUGAUACAGCUGAUGGCUUUCCCAAAGUACUACAGACCUCCAGAGGGGACAUAUGGAAAAGCUGACACCUAAGUUUAACAAAAGUGUAAUCAGGAGCAUGUAUCAUGCUAAUUAGUGAAUAUAACAACUGCUGUUUAUGACAUAUGAAUUGGGAAUGUAUGACCA
This is a messenger RNA of Melozone crissalis (California towhee), 2562 nucleotides long. Its product is annotated as inositol polyphosphate 4-phosphatase type II-like. The transcript is spliced from 21 exons. Lineage: Eukaryota; Metazoa; Chordata; Aves; Passeriformes; Passerellidae. Bases 1 to 2469 code for a protein of 822 amino acids. Gene Ontology annotation, molecular function: phosphatidylinositol-3,4-bisphosphate 4-phosphatase activity. Gene Ontology annotation, cellular component: cytoplasm. The record is from RefSeq and is a predicted model, not a curated record.